Molecule: messenger RNA, 554 nt
Organism: Malaclemys terrapin pileata
Lineage: Eukaryota; Metazoa; Chordata; Testudines; Emydidae
Gene: GEMIN7
Product: gem nuclear organelle associated protein 7
Exons: 2
Coding region: 116-496 (126 amino acids)
Biological process (GO): spliceosomal snRNP assembly
Cellular component (GO): SMN-Sm protein complex
Source: RefSeq, a predicted model, not a curated record
CCGGGCGGCCCGGCGCGGGGCGGUUCCUGUUCCCGGCCGGGCUCUGCUCGCGGCCGCACCGAGUCCAUCGCUCUCCGGAAGCCGCCCGGGGCCCGCGAGCCGCAGGGAGCCUGCCAUGAAGGUGCCAGUCAGCGUGAUCCGCCUGCCCCGUGGGCCGGAUGGCACAAGCCGUGGCUUUGACCCCAACUCCCCUCGGUACCAGGCUCUGAGCCCCAUCAGCAUCUCCACUAUGGGCUGUGGGAACGAGGCAGAUCUGGAGCGGGAGCAACAGGCCCGCGUGGCUCUGCGGGAGCGGUACCUGCGCAGCCUGUUUGCCAUGGUUGGCCACACCAUCCACUUCACGAUGUACGAGAGAGUCAACGUCUCGGCCGCCUUCGACGCCUCAGACAUUGACAUCUUGAACUUCCAGGUAUCCGACCUGCAGACCCCGCUAGGUGUGCACAGGGAGGCGCUGCUCCGCUGCUCGGACAUCAUCUCCUACACCUUCGAGCUGUGACUGCCACAGGCACCCUGCCCACCUGUCCUGCUUUCUAAUAAAAACACACUCGGGUACA